AUGGCAUCCACCGAGCCGUCCGAGGACGACGUCAGGCGAGUGCUCGAAUUUGCGAGUCUUGACCAUGAUAACGGGGGAAACAUCGAGUCCGUCGUCUCGCAGUUUUUCGACAAUGCUGACAACUUUCGACAAAAAUAUUCGCAAUUGUGGAACGAGGACAUGUUCUCGGCAGACAGAGACGGUACCGAUAACCACACCGGCAUAUGUGAGUGCUUCCCAAACGGCGUCCGCAGUCCGCGAGCUGACCUAGCAGCGUUUCACAUCGAGUCCCUCGGCCAGAGUGAUGUCAUUGAAGGCAUGAAUUCGACCCACGAAAGCUACGGACCUGGCGCUCCUUCCCGUCCGCCGUCGAGAUCGAACAAUCGAUCGCCGUCGGGAAAGGUGGUGGAUUGGAAUGUGGGAGAAGACGGUCCAGCCAGGUCAAACUCUCGUUCUCGAGAAGACGAGGACAUGCAGCGCGCCCUGCGAGAAUCCGCGCAGGAGGCUGGCAUCGCACUGCCCGACCAGGAACCCGACAUGCUCCGGACCAUGAACCCGAUUUCGUCUUUCGGACCCGCAACCCGACACGAGUAUGAUCAGGACGUCUGGGCCAUGGUCCCUACCGAAACCGAUGCCUCCAAGGCUCCGGCGCCGGAAGACAGAAAGCGGCCGUCGGGCACACCCGCCUUCCUGGUCCAAGGGCACUGCUCUUCCGGAGAGCAUCGCCUCGGAGGCCUCCUCACCAUUCUGCACUGGAUCCCUCUAUCUCGGAACAUCCUGCUGCAGACCGGCACGCCGGCGGCGUCGUACGGCUUCAACACCGAGUGGUGGAAAGGCCAGGAGAUACUCCCCCCCCAAGUUCUCGCCCAGCUGCAAACUGGCGAGUUGAACUGGGCCGAGCGGCACGGCUCCGCCCCGAGCUGCGAAGAGGAAAUCCACAGGCUCAUGGCCUUUCUAGACUCGACCGAGCGCAGCUACGGUACCGUCAGCGUGCUCGCAGACUUGAUUCCAUCGUCGGACUUGGGUCCCGAAAGACAGUUUUAUGAGCAUAUCAUAGAGGCGGGUGGUGACCUGAUGAAGCCCCUCACCCACGUCGUCACCCAAGCCCGCCUCUCCAGCCAACCAGACGAUGAGGAUGAGGACAUGGAUGCCACCUUUGGCUUGCUCGAGAUUAAGGACAUGGAAACGGGCGAAGAUGACUCCGCCAGGACGUUGUACGAGACGCUGGAUCGCAUCAUGUGGAGUGACGCUUUUGCUGUCGAUGAGGAUCAAGACCCGAAGAUGGCCAUGUUCAAGGAGAUGGGUGAAGUUCUCCCUCUCAAGAUCGGCGCCGACGCCGUCGGGCCGUCCCUCGAAAUCCCGCUGGAAUUUUAUCCGGAAAGGUAUCUGGAGAGUCGAAUGUCGGAAGCCAGACGUAUCCAGCAAGGUUUGCGGGACGCCAUCAUCGAGGUGGAUGCCAUCGCAAAAGCCAAGCGGAGGGUCACUGCCUGGAGGGAGGAGGAUUGGGACCACCCAUUCCGCAACGAUGCCCUCGACAUGAUUACUACCCUAUCUCUUCGCUGGACUCUCUACCAAGAGUACCUCGAGGGCCGUGGUCGAUUUCGCGCCAUGGAGGCGGCCGGCUUCAACAACGACAGAUUUCCCGACUAUCUAUCGGCGCCUUCCGAACUGAACGAGGAGGAGCGUCGUGUUUCCGGCAACGUGCAGGAGGUGCUCCGGAUGACUGCCCGGGAGUCCGAAAAGCUCGAGGCAAAAUUGAAGGGACUGACCGAGCGCUUGGAGCGAGUCAAGAGGAAGAAGCGCUUUCUCGGCAGCCUUCUCACCGAGCCCGACAAGCCAGGUCGUCCCGAGCCCAUGAGAUGCAAGAAGUACCUCCUCUGCGGCAUCGCGACUCCGACGGACGUCAUCUAUCUUCGCCAGCGUUGCGUUUCAGACCUGAUGGAGUGGGAGGAAGUGUCAGAACCCUCGGACCAGUGGUGGAGAUUGGCAUACGUGCCCAGGGAUGAGCCCUCGGUGAAAACAGAGAAAAUGGACGCAGACGCGAUGCUGCAAGAGGUCUGGCAGGUGACCAAGACCCCCUUGCUCGUCUACGCCACGGAGAAGGCGCUCGAGGCUCCCAGGCUCCCCCUGACCGCGUCCUUGGAGCGCUUCGCUCGUGCGGAGAAUAAGACGUUCCAGAAUGAGCUGAACCGGGAAAAGGCGGAAGAAGCAGGUGACGUGCCAAGAAGCAGGCAGCCCGGCCCCAUCUCUCCGUCGAAGCGCAAGCACCGAGCGGACAGCGUGGAUUCGAUGGAUAGCAACAGAGCAUCCAUCGGGAGCGACGACCUGGUCGGCCAUCCGCUGGACGAGGAGCACGGAAUUUCGGCCUUGGAGAUGGCGGACAUGUCUGAGCCCUUGCUGGGCGACAAGGCCGAGGUCGACUUUGACGCCACCGACGAGCGGACGGCUACGUUACGAGCUACGUUCACGGAGAGCACGUCGGCCACGCUGACCCCGAGCACGCUGCCGGCCGAGGACGCGGACGGUCCUGUCGGCCAAGAGCUGGAACGGGAGUCAGAAAUGCAAGAGCGAUCUCGACCUCCCGUGAUCGUGACGGCGCGGCCGCCGGGACGUGCUGUCCGAGGCGGGGACAAGGACGAGAUGGACAUGGACUUGCCCAGCCAUUAA
Drechmeria coniospora is the source of this 2646-nucleotide messenger RNA. RefSeq names its product ubiquitin interaction domain-containing protein. Gene Ontology annotation, biological process: protein deubiquitination. Bases 1 to 2646 code for a protein of 881 amino acids. The record is from RefSeq and is a predicted model, not a curated record. Gene Ontology annotation, cellular component: nucleus; cytosol. NCBI's taxonomy places the organism in Eukaryota, Fungi, Ascomycota, Sordariomycetes, Hypocreales, Ophiocordycipitaceae. The transcript is spliced from 6 exons.